This is a messenger RNA of Erigeron canadensis, 1181 nucleotides long. Its product is annotated as probable aquaporin SIP2-1. Bases 247 to 954 code for a protein of 235 amino acids. Gene Ontology annotation, molecular function: channel activity. Gene Ontology annotation, cellular component: membrane. The record is from RefSeq and is a predicted model, not a curated record. Gene Ontology annotation, biological process: transmembrane transport. Lineage: Eukaryota; Viridiplantae; Streptophyta; Magnoliopsida; Asterales; Asteraceae. The transcript is spliced from 3 exons.
AAAGUACAAAAAACAUAGAAAGGAAACAGAAAGACAAAGGAAAGAGAGUUACAAAACAAAAGAUUCGAUUCUAUAAAAUCAAUCUGUAAAACAAACAAUUGUCAACUCAAUUUCCUUCCUUUUUCCCUACAAUUUCAUCAUCAUUAAUCUCACAAACUCCACUUUAUAAAAACCGAAUUGCCCAAAAAAUUGUAUCAAACACAAUCCCAAAAAUCCCAUUAAAAAAUUGAAAAAAGAAUAUAAAAAAUGGCGGGAAUGAUGAAAUUGUUAAUAAGUGAUACAAUCUUGUCAUUCAUGUGGGUAUGGUCAAGUGUUUUAAUCAAGAUUUUUGUACAUAAAUACUUAGGUUAUACCCAUCAUGAAUCAGCUGGUGAAAUCAUUAGGUCUUCACUUUCUAUAAUUAACAUGUUUUUGUUUGCUUUUCUUGCUAAAGUUACUAAUGGUGGGGCUUAUAAUCCACUCACUGUUUUGACUUCUGCUAUUUCUGGAAAUUUUACUAAGUUUUUGUUUACUGUUGGCUCAAGAAUCCCUCUUCAGGUAUUUGGAGCAAUUAUGGGGGUCAGGCUUAUCCUUCAUACCUUUCCGGAAAUAGGACGUGGGCCAAAGCUGACCGUUAGUCUCUAUCAAGGUGCAUUGACUGAAGGGUUAUUGACCUUCACAAUUGUCCUGAUUUCACAUGGACUUUCUACAAAAAUACCUGGAAGUUUUUUCAGGAAAACUUGGAUUAGUAGUGUCUCAAAACUUGCUCUUCAUAUCCUCGGAUCAGAUCUUACUGGUGGAUGUAUGAACCCUGCUUCUGUAAUGGGGUGGGCUUAUGCUCGUGGUGAUCACGUAACCAAGGAGCAUCUACUUGUUUAUUGGCUUGCACCUAUGGAGGCAACUCUAUUGGCAGCAUGGACGUUUAGGUAUCUUGUACGCCCAUCAAAACAAGAGAAGGAGAAAAAGGUUAACUGAAAAGCGAUGGAAUUGGAAAUUACGGAUUCUUUCAGAUGGCCUCAUAUUGUGUAUCUUAACUAUGUGUGCCAUCUGAUCUUGUUAAAACAUAAAUGGACAUGCGCUCCAAAAUAGUAAACACACUUGUGGAUCUACUUGUAGGCCAUUUGUUCACAGGAGCGUAAUUUUGUACAUGGAAAUGAUUUUAUUCUGGUAUAUAUCUCAUUCGUUCUGGAAUUCUGGUCAAA